AUGCGCCGGUGGGGCGUGUAUUCCUUUCAGUGCCUCUGCGCAUGUCGUUUAACUGCCGCCAGGCAGGCGGUGAAAGGGCCGUUGCUGCCCACGGCUCUCUCUUCGUCCUCGUCUUCGUUGUCAUCGUCGCCGUCCCCGUUGGAACCAAAGAAGCCGAGGAGCAAAGCGAGUCCUACAAAGACAGUGACGCAAGAGGCUUCACGUGCGCCACGCAAAAAGCCUGACCUUCCCGGGGCGUAUUCAUCCUUCCGUGGCAUCACCCCCAUUAGCGAGGUCAGGGAGCGCUACGGCUAUCUGGGUUCUGGCGAUAGGGCUGCGCAGGCAACGGUGCGUGUUGCGGGUCGUGUUACAAGCGUGCGAGAUAUUGGAAAAAUAAUUUUUGUCACAAUUCGGUCGAACGGCAACGAGCUUCAGGUCGUGGGGCAGGUAGGCGAAAAUUUCACGCGUGAGGACUUGAAGAAACUGAAGGUGUCUUUACGAGUUGGCGAUAUCAUUGGGGCAGAUGGCGUUCCGUGCCGCAUGCAGCGAGGCGAACUCUCCGUGGCCGCCUCCCGCAUGCUCAUACUGAGCCCGUAUGUUUGCACCGACCAGGUAGUUUGCCCCAACCUUCGCGGUUUUGCCGUGCUGCAGGACAACGACGUCAAGUAUCGCUACCGUUUUACUGACAUGAUGACUAAUCCAUGCGUCAUUGAAACAAUUAAGAAGCGGCAUGUGAUGCUUCAGGCAUUGCGAGAUUAUUUUAACGAACGAAACUUCGUGGAAGUAGAGACCCCCGUACUGCACACGGUGGCAUCGGGAGCAAACGCCAAGUCUUUUGUGACGCAUCACAAUGCGAACGCAAUGGAUUUGUUUCUGCGUGUUGCCCCAGAGCUGCACCUUAAGCAGUGCAUUGUUGGGGGGAUGGAGCGCAUAUACGAGAUUGGAAAAGUUUUUCGCAACGAGGACGCCGAUCGAAGUCACAACCCGGAGUUUACAAGCUGUGAGUUUUAUGCCGCAUACCACACAUACGAGGAUCUUAUGCCUAUGACCGAAGACAUUUUUCUUCAACUGGCGAUGCGUGUAAACGGAACAACUGUAGUUCAAAUUUACCCCGAAAACGCCCAUGGCAAUCCAGUUACUGUGGAUUUGGGGAAACCCUUCCGUCGUGUGAGUGUAUACGAUGAGAUACAGAGGAUGUCUGGGGUGGAGUUUCCGCCACCAAACGAACUAAAUACGCCCAAGGGCAUCGCAUACAUGUCCGUUGUCAUGCUGCGUUACAACAUUCCUUUGCCCCCUGUACGAACGGCCGCGAAAAUGUUUGAAAAACUCAUCGAUUUUUUUAUUACCGAUCGCGUUGUUGAACCGACGUUUGUGAUGGACCACCCGCUGUUUAUGAGCCCCCUUGCGAAGGAGCAAGUGUCACGGCCUGGAUUGGCAGAGCGCUUUGAGCUUUUUGUUAAUGGGAUUGAAUAUUGCAACGCCUACAGCGAGCUCAACGACCCACACGAGCAGUACCACCGUUUCCAGCAACAGUUGGUGGACCGACAAGGGGGAGACGAGGAAGCCAUGCCGCUGGACGAGACUUUUCUGAAGUCGUUGCAAGUAGGUCUUCCGCCAACUGCGGGAUGGGGAAUGGGAAUCGAUCGUGCCCUGAUGCUGCUCACAAAUUCUAGUAACAUCCGUGAUGGCAUCAUCUUCCCGUUGCUACGCCAGGACAUUCGUUCUCAUGAUUCCAAGCGGCGUCAUAAAACGGCCUCGUUUUUUGAUUUUAACAAACAGAUGACGCUAUUUUGUCUCAGUAGUCUCGAACAGGAGUUUAGGCGAAAUGGGCUUUCGGAGGACUCAUGCGCCAAUGUCCGUGAACUAAGAAGGGUCAUCAUGGAGUUGGGACAACGCGGGGGGACAAACGGCCUCCCCACGGCAGGGGGCCGUUUGUCCGACUGGCGAAUAACAUUGAUUUUUGCAAUUAUUCGUUUCAUAUGCGGUACACCGAGGCGGUAA
This is a messenger RNA of Trypanosoma cruzi, 1980 nucleotides long. Its product is annotated as lysyl-tRNA synthetase, putative. The coding region runs from base 1 to 1980 and encodes 659 amino acids. The transcript has a single exon. Gene Ontology annotation, cellular component: cytosol; cytoplasm. Gene Ontology annotation, biological process: lysyl-tRNA aminoacylation. Gene Ontology annotation, molecular function: ATP binding; lysine-tRNA ligase activity; tRNA binding. NCBI's taxonomy places the organism in Eukaryota, Euglenozoa, Kinetoplastea, Trypanosomatida, Trypanosomatidae. The record is from RefSeq and is a predicted model, not a curated record.